AUGGUAACUUCUCCAUCCACGGGUAACAACGUUCAGUUUAGAUCGUCUCUGUCUGCCUAUGGUACCUAUGAUGCCAACGGACUUCCCAAACACAACAUGCCCUCACCUAAUAUUAACCUGAGCCUCAACACACCCUUGGCUAAUUUGAAUAGCACAACAACUCAGCUACAGCUCAGAAGAGCCUCUCAUGCCGUGGAUCCCACUCAAUCCACCAUUACUCAGCAGCCAUCUCCUGUCACUGGCGACUCUCCAGACCUCAAGGACAAGAAGGUAGGAUCAAACUGGCUGCUGAACUUUUCAGACGAAACAGCAAAAGCAAACCUCAAACAGUUUAGUCACUUACAACAUUUGGAGCAAAACGGUCACCCACAAUACAGACACGCAUCAUUUUCCGCCGUGUCCGGGGCUUCAUACACCAAUUUGAAAGAUGCUCUCGCUAUACAAAGCCAUCAGUUUGCUGAUGUACCACAGCAGGUGGGAUUUGCUACACCUCAACACACAGCGGCAGAGAUAGACUCAAAAGGUCUUUCUUCGCUUGAUUUUGGCAACUUAGCUGACUGGUAUGGCGAUGAAGUUGCUAACAAGGGUGACUUCAUGGAACUCGCAAGUGAUUUGGAGUUGACACAUCCUACGCUUCAACCAAAGAACCCAACUUCGGCUCAGUCUGUGGGCCGCCAGGGCUUCCAAACUCGCUUGAACACCAUUCCUUCUGAAUCUCAAUUGGCUGGGAAUAAUGAUAUGUUCGAUAUGAAUUACUAUACAAGUCAAAUCCACCAGUUCAAUAGUCCCAGCCAUCCCCACUACAUCAAAGACAAUGCUCUUUUGAACCUUGGUCUUCCAACCUCUUUAGACGGCCAACUGGACUUACUAGGCGCAACAAACAACGGUGGUGCUUUGGACGGACAGCAUUCAUCCAGUAGUCCUUCGCUGGUUCAGCCACCACAGAAGGAUAAUUCAAAAGAGUCCGACUCUAGCUCUUCCGAUAAAGCCUCGAAAUCUAAGGCUGCUAGACAGCCGCAGAUUCGUAAACACAAGUCAUCCUCAGUCUCCUUAGACAAGGACUUCAAAAGAGCCAAGUUGGGCUUUGUGAACGACACAGCGAAUCUUGAUUGGGUCAAUGAGAUUAUGGCCGUCCCAGUCGCCCAAGAAUUUCCACAAGCCUCUCAUGAAACUGGCUUCAUGAGUAUGCCUUAUCUUAAUAACAAUCACCUGCCAGAUGAGGUCCUCACUCUAUUUAAGCACAGGCAAGAUGACUUGGUGAAGCAAAGAAGUCUCGUGAACACUGCAGAGGUGGCUGAUAUUCAAACAGGAAGACUUAGUCAGCCUAUGUCUCGAGCACCAUCUUCAAAAGUCCAGUUCACCAUUGGAGAUGGUCCUCAACAAGACUGUGUUACGAAAGAGCUCAGAGACAGGAUCAUUUUGAUUAGCAACAUGUCUGACUCUCAAUUCCCUCCAUUAGAUGAUCUAAAUUCUUAUAUGUCACUUUACGAGAGCGAGUUCAACACAUACUUCCCCUUCAUCCACAUGCCUUCCUUAAGAAACCCAAUGGUCGACAAUUUUGAAAACAUCCCGUUGAUACUUUCGAUGUGUGCUAUUGGCGCUCUCUACUCCUAUCAUGAUUCGAAUUCCUUAUUACUUUUCAACUUGUCCAAGUAUCAUAUUCACAAUUUCUUUGAGAAGGAAGUGACGGCAGACAAGCUACAUCAGAGAAAGGUUCCGUUGAUGGCUCACCAAUCCCUUGUGCUUCAUAUAUUCAUCUCUAUGUUUCUCAACGAGCCAAACAUGCUAGAAAUCACGACGAAGCAAAUGAACUCCAUGGUUGGGUUGAUUAGAUCCACAAACUUUCACAGACCACUUGACCAGUUCUUGAUUCCUCCCCCAGCGAUUAAAAGCGAGACUGAACUCGGGACAAUACAGAAUAACUACGAUUAUUUUAUCAUGGCUCAAACGAGAAUUAGGACAAUUCUUUGCUUCUAUGAGCUUGAGGUAAUUCGCUCAUGUCUUUUGGGUUCGCCAAUGCCAAUGAGCGGUACUGAACUUUUGAGCGGCACUCCCUGUAUUGAUGAACUCCUUUACAAGGCCGACAAUUCUCGUGACUGGUAUCACAGAUACUUGAUGUCUGAAAGUAAGGAUUUGGUGAAGCUCACGAACAAUACAGGACUCAACGACUUGUUUCAACAGCUAGUAAAGCAAUACCCGCUUAGCCUGAAAUUGCCAUUCCAGACAUUGUUGGUUCUUUUAAUGUUUGUUCACGAGAUGAUAUCAAAAGAGUGGAAGUCACACGGGGAAAAUAUGAGUCUGUUCAGAUGGAGAACUAGAAGCAAGCCAAUACUUGAAAACCUUCUUGAAUCAUGGGAAGUGCUCUUUGCAAAGAAUGGCGGCUUUUUUAAGGUAAAUUCUUACAAUCGCCACCUUCUUAAUGAGCACAAGGAACUCCAAAUGAUUUUGCCGCUUCUUUUACUCGCAAGAUUGAGAUUGUGUGUGAACAUCACACCAGUGACAGAAAAGGUACUUCAAAAGGAUUGGAUGCUGAUGUCAAACCUUCUUAACAGGCUUGAGGAUGAUGCAGAUGCUUUAAAGGCAGCAGCAACCCAUGCAUUGGAGAUUUUACGUAUUUGGGCUCACAAUAUCUCUCUGCUUAGCGAUUCCAAGCAGGUUUCAGUGAGAACACCAGUUUUCUUUGUUACUUGUAUUUUUGCGGCCAUGUUGGUUUUGCAGAAGGCCCUUCACUCGUUGGAGAAGCAAGGGACGCUUAGUGUUCGGGACAGAGUGUUCUGGCUUGAGUGUGAAGCUGUGUUGACCACUGUUGAGAGAACGCUCUCACCAAACGAAGACUCAGAAUCGUAUUCCGAAUUUUUACGCAAGCUGUCACAAGGAGUGUUCGACUUUGUCUUAAGUAAGUCGUUCAAGACUAAUGUGAACACAGCCAUUGGUUUUGCCAAUAGCGACGAUAUGGAGAACUUCGAUAAAGCGAUCGGUCAAUGCAAGCUCUCAGUGCAAGUACUUGGGCUUGGAGUCCGUAUACUUGCCGAUGCUCCACUUUGGCCAUUAGCCAUGGGAUUCGCUGAAGCAUUUAAGAACGUUGCUAUCCAUAACAAAGACUAA
Candidozyma auris is the source of this 3105-nucleotide messenger RNA. RefSeq lists its product as uncharacterized. Lineage: Eukaryota; Fungi; Ascomycota; Pichiomycetes; Serinales; Metschnikowiaceae. The coding region runs from base 1 to 3105 and encodes 1034 amino acids. Gene Ontology annotation, cellular component: chromatin. The record is from RefSeq and is a predicted model, not a curated record. Gene Ontology annotation, biological process: regulation of transcription by RNA polymerase II; DNA-templated transcription. The transcript has a single exon. Gene Ontology annotation, molecular function: DNA-binding transcription factor activity, RNA polymerase II-specific; RNA polymerase II cis-regulatory region sequence-specific DNA binding; zinc ion binding.